UAUUCAUUCAAUUUUCACUCUCUCUUUCUAUCUCCUCCACCAAGCAGAGGCACCAACUUUUCAUUCAUUCAUUCCAAUCAAUCUUUCUUUUUAUUUUUCAUUCUGAGUCUGUCUGAGAGGUGUGUUUUGUUUUGUCGGGUGAGGAUAUGGCGAAGAAGAGAAAGUCAGUGGCGACGCGCCUCGAUGAAGUGGAUCGGACCAUGUACUCCACCUUCUGCACCACCGCCAACUCCCUCUCUCAUCUCUACACCCACGCCAUGAAUCAACAGAAACUCUCCUUCCAAGCCGGUGAACGCCACGCUCUGGAGAAAAUGUAUCAAUGGAUUGUUAGGCAGCAGCAAGAAGGGUCAAGGGUCACAACGGGUGAUGUAGUUGCUCACUUGCAGAAUGAGCUUGAAUAUGGAGCAGAGGAGCCACCAAUGUCCCCAAGGCAGCCAGUAUAUCAGAACUCCCAGACUACAAUGCCGACUAACUUCGGUGCAUCCAUACCCUCUAAUGCGUUUGGAACUACUGUUGUGGGGCAGGGGAUGCGUGCUGGGCAACUUGAUCAACAACCAAAAAACUCUGUAUUCUCAAAUGCACUCUCUAGUCCCAUCCGGCGGAGCCUUCAGCCCUAUCAUAUGGCACAGGGGAGCUGUCCUUCAAGCAAUCUCAUGUCAUCCGGGAAUGGAGCCCGGAACAGUGAGAUAACUUAUCCUAAUAGCCAGAUCAGAGAUACAAAUUCUUCCAACUCCAGUGAUUGCAUGGACAUGCAUGCAGAGAGUCCUGGUCAUGAUUUUACAUACUGAUGCUAUCAUAGUUAGAAAAUAUAUUACAGUAAAAGCGAAGGUUAUUUCUGAAAUUUAUGGUCAUAAAUGGGUGGUAAAAAAUGUCAAAAUUGAUUGUGGAUGGACUUUAUCAUGUUUCUGUACCAUUGUCGUCCAGUUUGGAGCUUGAACAUUAGUAUGCUUCGUUUGCAGAAGUUCUGAAAAAUUGCUUGCCAUGUCAUAAAUUCUGAAAAAAAUGCUAGUUUUGUUUUAUA
Messenger RNA from Lotus japonicus, 1021 nucleotides. RefSeq lists its product as uncharacterized. NCBI's taxonomy places the organism in Eukaryota, Viridiplantae, Streptophyta, Magnoliopsida, Fabales, Fabaceae. The transcript has 3 exons. Bases 147 to 788 code for a protein of 213 amino acids. The record is from RefSeq and is a predicted model, not a curated record.